Molecule: messenger RNA, 587 nt
Organism: Melanaphis sacchari
Lineage: Eukaryota; Metazoa; Arthropoda; Insecta; Hemiptera; Aphididae
Product: protein FAM32A-like
Exons: 3
Coding region: 179-505 (108 amino acids)
Cellular component (GO): nucleolus
Source: RefSeq, a predicted model, not a curated record
GAUUGUAUAUUAUGAUAAAAGUUUAAAGAAACGUAAUGUUAAAAAAUUGUUUUUAAUAACAUUAAUAAAUAUUAAAUAAUAAUUAAUAAUCAUAACAACACAAUCUUGACUACCGAAUUCUUAAAACGAUUUAACUUGAACAGGUCCAUCGUCCAUCUGUGUAACAAUUUCCUACACCAUGUCUGAAUACGAGUGUUUCGGUGGAGGACGUUUGAAAUUGAAAAAUGAUUCAGGAAUAAAAAAAAAAAAGAAGAAAAAUAAAAAUAAAGAAAAAGCAAUAGAAAAAGUUAAUAAAGGAUUAGAACAGGAAAAAGUAUCCAAAGAAUACCAUGUGCCUUCUACUAAGGCUGAACUAGCUUUCAUGAAACAACAGGAAAAAUUGCAAAAAGAAAAAAUUUUGAAAAUUGCAUCAACAACGCAUAAACAAAGAGUUGAAGAAUUUAAUCGUCACUUAGAUAAUCUAACUGAACAUUUUGACAUACCUAAAGUUAGUUGGACGAAGUAGAGUUAAUAUUCACUAUUAUAUACUUAUUUUUGUACAUUGUAAACAUUUAAAUAAUGUUGUUUUUUUUUUUUUUUAAGCUAUG